Stegostoma tigrinum is the source of this 1081-nucleotide messenger RNA. Its product is annotated as glutathione hydrolase 1 proenzyme-like. The record is from RefSeq and is a predicted model, not a curated record. The transcript is spliced from 7 exons. Bases 214 to 1065 code for a protein of 283 amino acids. Gene Ontology annotation, molecular function: glutathione gamma-glutamate hydrolase. Lineage: Eukaryota; Metazoa; Chordata; Chondrichthyes; Orectolobiformes; Stegostomatidae. Gene Ontology annotation, biological process: glutathione catabolic process.
AGUUUUGUACCGCAAUCAAGUGUAGAUAGUGUCCAUUUCAACAUGUUUGUUUAUUGCAUCAGAGGUUGAAAACCAGGCCUCCAGGAAUACUUGUGCUUGACUUUGUCUCACUUGUCCUAGUACUGUAACCUUGUCCCAGUUAAAUUGAUGUCCUUGUGCAUCGGAAUGUAUUGAAACGAAGGAGAGUUGGUCGUGCCAUUUUGCUGCGAGUUGAUGUUCACGUAUCCUGGUAGUUAUAAUUUUACUUCAGAUAGCGUUUCCUCCCCAGAACAGAGGGCCUUGACAUAUCAUCGAAUAGUCGAAGCCUUUAAAUUUGCAUACGCAAAGAGAAGCAUGAUGGGAGAUCCAUCGUUUGUCAACAUGACUGAGCUCAUUUCCAAUAUGACUUCAGAGUAUUUCGCAGCAAGGCUUUGGAUUAAAAUCACAGACAAUACGACACAUCCUACACCAUACUAUGAGCCUGAGUUCUACACUACCGAGGAUCAUGGGACUGCCCAUUUGUCCCUUGUGGCAGAGGAUGGCAGUGCAGUGUCAGUAACCAGCACCAUUAACUUAUACUUUGGGUCAAAGGUGAGGUCCAGCAAAAAUGGGAUCAUUUUCAACGAUGAAAUGGAUGACUUUUCUUCACCAGGCAGUCUGAAUGGGUUUGAUGUUCCACCUUCCCCAGCCAACUUCAUCAUGCCAGGUAAAACACCUCUAUCCUCUAUGUGCCCUGCUAUUAUACUUGAUAAAAACAGGUCAGUGAAAAUGGUGGUGGGAGCCUCAGGAGGAACAAUGAUCACCACGGCAACUGCUCUGGUGAUAAUGAAUGUGUUGUGGUUUAACUACAAUGUUGAGAGAGCUGUCACUGAACCUAGAUUUCACAAUCAACUAUUCCCCAAUGUGACUCAAGUUGAGGAAGCUAUAGAGGAGGCUGUACAAGAAGGCUUGCGAGAGAGGCACCACACAUUGAAGACGAUAACUAAGCUUCCAUCAGGGGGUGUCGUCCAGGCCAUUGUCAGAGAUGGACGAAAGUGGUUUGCUGAAUCAGACUAUCGUAAAGGUGGCAAGCCUGCAGGUUACUGAUGGGCCUGUGUAAUUA